Passer montanus (Eurasian tree sparrow) is the source of this 1974-nucleotide messenger RNA. RefSeq names its product acrosin binding protein (gene ACRBP). Gene Ontology annotation, cellular component: acrosomal vesicle; nucleus. The record is from RefSeq and is a predicted model, not a curated record. Lineage: Eukaryota; Metazoa; Chordata; Aves; Passeriformes; Passeridae. The coding region runs from base 1 to 1974 and encodes 657 amino acids. The transcript has 10 exons.
AUGUGUCAGCCUGGCCACGGCAGCCGGAGCGUCCGCAGCGCCCUGCGGCUGCUCCGCACGGCAGAGCGGCCGCGACCUCCCGGGCCUGCGGCACAGGCGGCUCCUGCGCGCAGGGCUGUGGCAGGCGAUGUGUCAGCCUGGCCACGGCAGCCGGAGCGUCUGCAGCGGAGCCUGCAGCUGAGAGCUCUGCCCGCUUCGCCCGCAGCCCCUCCUCGGCUCCGCAGAGCCAGGGGUGACAGGCUGCUGUGCCAGCUUGGCUUCUGCUUACGCCUGCACUUCCCGGAGCUGCUGUGCCAAGCGUUUUCCUGCCAGCGGCUCAGCCGUGCUCGCUGCCCGCGGCACCGCAAGGUGCCCGGCCGGGCCCGGCGUGUGCCCCGGGCCGCGGGCAGGCCGGCCCAGCCCCACACGGCGGGCCGGUUCCCAUUGCGGGGCCGCGGCCCGGGAAUGGUUCCACCGUUGCCAAGGGCAGAACCCGAGCGCUCGGAAUUCCUGCGCGCUGUGAGUGACUCCCGCCUGGCCACCGAGCAGCUCCACGAUGCCGAAGCGAGCACACUGCUGGCCGUGCCACGGGCCGCAGUGGCAGCGCCGGCGGCGCCCGUGCCAGGCAGCGCGCUGUCAGACAGGGAGUACGAGCAGUUCUUCUCCAGGCUGCACCCGCCCUGGCAGGCCAACAUGUUCUGCCUGCUGCGCCAGGCCUACGGCUGCCUCAGCCCCAGCAUCCUACACCUGGACCAGGACGAGAACCACGGGGAAAUCCCCGAAGGGCCAGUCUGCUCUGAAUUUCCAGAGGUAGUGCAGUUCCAGACCUUCUGCCAGUUCGCCCAGUACCGCUGCCUCAAACAGCAGUUCUUCAUCAAGCUUUCUGUCUGGCCUCCAAAAGCCACCCUCGGCCGCUCCAUGCCUUGUGUCAGCACCCAGGAGCAGGCUGUUCUGUCACCUGCUGAUGCCCUGCUGCAGGACAGCGUGGCAGAGCUUCUCAAGUUCUCUCCUGCGCUGUUAGCUCAGGAACCGUGGCCGACGAAGCACCCCAUAGCCACGCCACAGGUGCCCACGCCCUGGCAGGAGAGCAGGACUGUGCACACACCAAAUUUCUGGGCUGCCACCUCACCUUCCAGGACGGAAUCCCCUGAUGAACAAAACCUGAGAAAAAGCAUCUGGCAGCUGAUCCAUUCGGCCCUCUCCUUGGAUGCAUCCUUGGACACCAAGGCCGCCUUUUGGAACUUCACCAGCCCGAGCCCAGGACGCACAUCAGAGCAGGGAAUUCCCCCCCGAGGCAGCCUUCUGGCCCUGCAGAAUGAUGAGGCAGUGCUGAUCCUGUGCUACGCAGUGCUGGAGGGAAAUUGCCUCUCAUCGAUGCUCACCAUGGCCUGGAAGGAGAUGGAAAAAAGAAUCUUUGGGUUCGGAGACUCGGUGUGUGACAACCUUGGGCGGCACCACGUGGACCUGUGCCCCGACUGCGCGUUCUGCUCGCUGAAGAGGGAGCAGUGCCAGAACAUCGAGACCCUGAACCGCGUCCACUGCGACUCAGACAGCUUUGUCACCUACAUCAACCCCGAGAUCUCAGCCCAGCAGGGGCACACAGAGGGCAAGUCCAGGUCCUCACAGACCCUGGAGGACUACAACAUGGACUUUUUGAGAGGGAUGAGGAUGGAGUACUGGUGCAGCCGGAUGGCCGUCUAUGGCUGUAAGGACCCUGCUGUGACCCUCUGGCUGAAGACAGAGUAUGACACCUUCCCAGACGUGGAUGGCUCGGGAAAGAUCUGUGACUCGAGCGGGGUUCAGCAUCCCAACUACUGCAUGUUCAAGAGCUACCAGUGCCUCCUGAAGAGCAUCUACAACGAGAGGGUGUUUCGCGUGGAAUGCAGGCCUAACAAGACCUACCGGGUGCUGAGUGCGAGGGAGGGACGCAAGGAGGUGCAGCUGUGGCAAGAGAGGUUCCAGAGCCUCUCCAGGAAGCAAUCAAAAAAUGAUUAA